AUGGAAAGUUCCAAAAGUCCCACUAAGAACCCAGAUAUCUCUGAGACUCCGACCUCGGACCUGGAGGCAGAGAACACCAACCGAGACCCGAAAGACUUGUUGUAUCGAUCGGACCUAACAGAGCUCACGCCAGUUGAAGCAUUCAAAUGGAGCGUAGAGGGAGACCAGUCGCCGUUUCCAGAAGUUGCGGCUUGUGUGUCCAACAAAGAUGAUCCUACUCUCGCUUGUAAUACUGUCCGGGCCUGGAUAUUGAUGACGAUCUUUGUUAUACUGUUCUCCGGGGUCAACCAGUUCUUCGGUCUUCGAUAUCCUUCCCUCUCCAUUGGCUAUGUCGUCGCUCAAAUACUAGUCUUCCCUAUUGGUCGAGCAUGGGAGAAGCUUCCUAGAUGGAGGGUCCCUUUGGGAAUGUUUUCAUUUGAUACCAACCCAGGGAAAUUCACCAUCAAGGAGCACGCAUUCAUUGUUAUUUGCGUCAACAUCAGUGCAACCACCGCCUAUGCACAAGGCGCCCUGGUAGCGAUCAUCAGCCCUGUAUACUGGAACCGUGACUUUGGAGCUGGUUUCUCUUUCCUAUACCUCUUGACAACCCAGAUGAUAGGAUUUGGACUGACAGGCCUUGCCCGCCGGUGGAUCGUAUACCCAGCAGCCUUAGUCUGGCCUACUUCACUAUCCUCGACCGUCCUCUUCCGUGCGCUACAUGAGCCUGAGGGCCGCACACCGGCCAAUGGCUGGACAAUUACUCGGUAUCGCUUCUUUGCCUACAUCACAGGCUUUGCAUUUGUGGCAUUCUGGUUCCCGGAUUAUAUCUGGACCAGUCUUAGUACAUUUGCUUUCAUCACUUGGAUUAUACCUCAUAAUCAGAAAGUGAAUACAUUGUUCGGAAUGAAUUCCGGCUUGGGAUUACUCCCCAUCAGCCUCGAUUGGACACAGAUCAACUACGCCGGCUACCCACUCACCACACCAUUCUACAUCACCUGCAACGCAUUCGCAGUCGUGGUGCUAUUUUACUUCUUCUUAUCGCCCAUCCUAUAUUAUUCGAAUGUGUGGUAUAGCGCCUACCUGCCACUCCUCUCCUCUGGUACAUUCGACAACACAGGCGGCUCAUACAACGUGUCCCGCGUCAUCGACGCAAGCUCUAACUUCGUAGAAAGCAAAUACAAGGAGUACUCCCCGAUGUACAUAUCAAUGUCCUACUCUCUCACCUACGGCUUGUCUUUUGCCGCAGUAACCGCAAUCGUGGUACAUACCUACCUAUACAACGGCACGGAGAUCUGCGCUCGGCUCAAGAACUCGCAGCAUGGUGGUGAAGAUAUUCAUCGACGUUUGAUGCGUGCUUAUAAAGAAGUUCCGGAAUGGUGGUAUGGUCUUCUUACGGUUGUGAUGAUCGGUUUAGGUAUCUUGACAACUAAGUUCUGGGACACUGAGUUGCCGGUUUGGGGCUUUAUUGUUGUUUGUGUUGGGCUCGCUGUGCUUUUGAUGGUUCCUGAGGGUAUUCUUCAGGGUACAACUAACCAGCGUGUAUUCCUGAAUAUCAUUACGGAAAUGAUUGCUGGGUAUGCUUGGCCUGGAAAGCCGAUUGCUAAUUUGAUGGUUAAGUGUUAUGGGUAUAAUGCUGUAAAGCACGGUAUGGACUUUGCGCAGGAUUUGAAGCUUGGGCAAUAUAUGAAAAUUCCCCCGCGCGUUCUGUUCUUUGGUCAGAUCUAUGCUAGCAUCCUAGCAACAGCAACUCAGACUGGAGUUCUACGAUGGAUGAUGGGACACAUCACCGAUCUAUGCGAGUCAACCAACAAGCAACGAUUCACAUGCAACGGUGCCAAGGUCAUGUACAAUGCAUCCUUGAUUUGGGGAACCAUUGGCCCGCAACGAAUGUUCCAGUCUGGGCAGGUGUACAACGGACUUGUAUACUUCUUCCUCAUCGGGCCUAUUGUUACUGCAAGUGUAUAUCUGCUAUACCGCCGCUACCCCAACAGCUGGAUUCGCUAUGUCAACGUACCAAUUUUCUUCAAUGCGGCUGGUAAUAUACCACCUGCGAACACUACCCAAUACUCUCUUUGGUUCAUAGUCGGUUUCGUCUUCAAUUACUUGAUCCGCAAGCGCGCCUUUGACUGGUGGAAACGCUACAAUUAUCUACUGCAAGCUGCCAUGGACACUGGAACAGCAAUUGCAACAAUCAUCAUUUUUUUUGCGCUUGGCUACCACUCUAUCGCGUUCAACUGGUGGGGAAACACUGUGGGAUCUAAUACCGACGAUGCCAACUCGGUCCCUUGGUUGACUGUCCCUAAAGGUGGAUACUUUGGGAAGGGACCCGGAGAGUUUUGA
This is a messenger RNA of Penicillium antarcticum, 2319 nucleotides long. RefSeq lists its product as uncharacterized. Gene Ontology annotation, biological process: transmembrane transport. The transcript has 13 exons. The coding region runs from base 1 to 2319 and encodes 772 amino acids. Gene Ontology annotation, molecular function: oligopeptide transmembrane transporter activity. The record is from RefSeq and is a predicted model, not a curated record. Lineage: Eukaryota; Fungi; Ascomycota; Eurotiomycetes; Eurotiales; Aspergillaceae.